UAGAAAUAGUUCCUUUUCUAUGAAACGCGUUACUUCUCUCGUGGUGUUGUUCCAGCGCUCAUUCUUUCUGGAAGAGGGACAAACAAGCUUCCUUCGUGCUCUCUACAAAUAGUGUUAAGCAUUCCAUUUAUGGAGCGCGUUACUUCUAUUUGGCCGUCUCGGUUGAUCCAAGAUGUGGUGUUCAUUCUUCUGGAACCUCGAGAGCGACUAUUUCUGCUCGUCCCGGCUUAGAAAACGACAAAUAACAGAGCUUGUUUCGCGCGUUCCUGCGAGGCUUGGCUAUGGUUUCCACAACCAUGGUUGCACUAAUCUUCGCGUUUCUUCUCGUUGUGUGCGCAGUCGAGGGCCAUGAGAUCCUCAGCAGGAGAAGCUUUCCAAAAGGCUUCGUGUUUGGAACAGCGUCCGCGGCAUACCAGUAUGAAGGCGCUGCUAGAGAAGGUGGAAGGGGUCCAAGCAUCUGGGACGUUUAUGCUCACACUCCAGGAAAAAUAAUGGAUGGAACAACUGGAGAUGUUGCAGUGGAUCAGUAUCAUCGUUAUAAGGAAGAUGUCGGAUUGAUGGUGGACAUGGGCGUGGAUGCUUACAGAUUUUCCAUCUCCUGGUCUCGGAUUUUCCCUGAGGGGAGGGGCAAAAUCAACCAGGAAGGUGUGGAUUACUACAACAACCUUAUCAAUGAACUUCUCAAGAAAGGGAUUCAACCUUACGUAACUUUGUUUCACUGGGACAGUCCUCAAGCUUUGGAAGAUGCCUACAAGACAUGGCUGAGCUCCAGAAUAGUGGAUGAUUAUGCAGCUUAUGCCGAAGCAUGCUUCAGAGCGUUUGGAGAUCGUGUCAAGCAUUGGAUUACUUUCAACGAGCCUCAUGUGGUUUGUAACUUUGGUUACAAUUUUGGCAUGCUUGCUCCUGGAAGAUGCUCGUCUGAAGUUGGCAAUUGCUCUGCUGGGAACUCUUCAGUGGAGCCUUACAUUGUUGGACAUCAUAUCCUUUUAUCUCACGCGUCCGCAGUGAAGAUAUACCGAGAAAAAUACCAGGAGAAACAAGCUGGAAUCAUCGGUAUUACUCUCGAUGCGCAAUGGCACGAACCUUUCUCUAGGUCCUCAAAGGAUAAAGCUGCAGCUAGAAGAGCCUUGGACUUCAAUCUUGGAUGGAUGCUGGAUCCAAUCAUGUUCGGGGACUAUCCAGCAACAAUGCGCUCUCGCGUUCGCGACCGUCUUCCAAAGUUCACCAAAGAACAAUCCAAACGUCUCAAAGGAUCUCAUGACUUCAUUGGGAUUAACCACUACACAAGCUUUUACGACGCAGACGCUAGUAAUUCUAAUCAUCCACAAGCAGCGUUCUCCCAACAAGCUUAUUUCAAAGACACUGGAGUUUUCUCUACAGAUAUGAGGAAUGGUCGUUUAAUUGGACAGAACGUGAAUGGAUUUUACAUCGUUCCAUUCGGAAUGAGGCGCCUUCUCAACUACAUUCGUCUCCGGUACAACAAUCCAACGAUUUUCAUCACAGAAAACGGUGAGCUUUGGCUGCUAAAGUUUCUUUCACUAAAUUCGCUAUCAGGAAUAAGCGACGUUACAAACGCGACAGCUCCAUUGAAGGAAGUACUCAACGACACGACAAGGGUGAAUUUCUUGAAGGCCUACCUUUCCAAUCUUCGAGCAGCAAUUGCCGAUGGCUCCGAUGUUCGCGGCUACUUUGUGUGGUCUCUGCUGGAUAACUUCGAGUGGUCGAGAGGACUGUCAGUGAAAUUCGGCCUUUAUCACGUUGAGUAUGAGAAGGACUUGCAAAGAGUUCCCAAGAAAUCCGCAUGGUGGUACAAGAAAUUCCUGACAAAGUAGUGGUGCCAUGUAUAGUAUAGUAAAUUUAUUGCAGUCCUUAAAAUUACCAUCCAGUCAAGCGCAAAUUCUCCGUUUUUAUUAA
Molecule: messenger RNA, 1914 nt
Organism: Selaginella moellendorffii
Lineage: Eukaryota; Viridiplantae; Streptophyta; Lycopodiopsida; Selaginellales; Selaginellaceae
Product: beta-glucosidase 13
Exons: 13
Coding region: 282-1832 (516 amino acids)
Biological process (GO): carbohydrate metabolic process
Molecular function (GO): beta-glucosidase activity
Source: RefSeq, a predicted model, not a curated record